Messenger RNA from Aspergillus glaucus CBS 516.65, 966 nucleotides. RefSeq names its product glycosyltransferase family 2 protein. The coding region runs from base 1 to 966 and encodes 321 amino acids. The transcript has 3 exons. Lineage: Eukaryota; Fungi; Ascomycota; Eurotiomycetes; Eurotiales; Aspergillaceae. The record is from RefSeq and is a predicted model, not a curated record.
AUGGUUUACACGCUCCUCGUCCACACGAACAUGCUUUGGUUCGCUACUCGUCUGUCUUGGUCUCUUUGGUAUGUUACCAGACAAACCAAGCAGGUCCUGAGCAGACGUUGGAAAGCAAGCCAGGAGGACUUCGUCGAUGACCCUGAUCCGUCCGUUUCAAAGUUCAACGAUCCCGAGGUGUACGAGGUGGGUGACCAAGAGGUGAUUCAUGCUAUUAUACUACCUAACUAUGGGGAGAAUCUCCAUACGCUUAUGACUACUUUGAACGUGUUUGCUAGUCACCCACGAGCUCGUUCGCAGUAUGAGAUCUAUCUCGCAAUGGAGCAGAAGGAAACCGAAACCGCGGACAAAGCUCAGAAACUCAUCUCGAAGUUCGAAAAGUUCUUCCUCCACGUUCGAAGCAUGUUCCACCCCGCAGGGUUACAAGGAGAGAUUGCAGGCAAGAGCUCGAAUGUCGCCUUUGCAGCUCGUCAGAUCGUCCAUGUCCACCGUGCAGAGCUCAGUCCUGGCUCCUGCAAUGUCAUCAUCACAGUGAUUGACGCCGAUACGCAUCUGUGGCAGGACUGCUUCACCGAAAUUCGUCGUCUCCAUUAUGCCCACCUCACAGACGACACAGACCGCACCCUCUAUUCCUGCCCGAUCAUCUUCGACCGCAACUCCCACGAAAGUCCCAUACUCGUCCGCUGUGCAGAUCUUAUUUGGGGCUUCGCUGGUCUCUCGACCAUGUACCCAGGCACGACCAUCUCGAUUCCAACAUCCGUGUACUCGUUACCAUUGUCUCUAGCUGAGAAGGUCGGUGGCUGGGACAGCGACCCAACUGCAAUCGGCGAGGAUAUGCACACGAUGCUCAAAUGCUACUUUGAAACCGCUGGCAACCUGCUCACGCGCGUGGUCUACGUCCCCGCUAGCCAGUGUAACGUGUCCGGUGAUACGGCCAGAGAUCGAAAGAUAUCCAAGUACCGUUGA